Molecule: messenger RNA, 1452 nt
Organism: Malassezia sympodialis ATCC 42132
Lineage: Eukaryota; Fungi; Basidiomycota; Malasseziomycetes; Malasseziales; Malasseziaceae
Exons: 3
Coding region: 1-1452 (483 amino acids)
Source: RefSeq, a predicted model, not a curated record
AUGGAGGGAACAUGGACAUUUGACGGAUUUACAUUCACGCUGGAUCAUGCGCAAGCCGAUCCCUAUGCGUCUCCGAGCAAAGCUCGCGUCAAGGUGGCGCACUCCUAUGACGAAAAGCUGCAAGGAGGUGGCUGGUCGGGUGCAAAGGGCGGACAAAUCCAGGUCGACGUGCCUGGACAACAGGUGCUGGAGCGCACGGCCGUGAUAAUUGAUGAAGAAGGCGUCGAGGUGCGUCUUGCCCUUGGACUUCCAGCGCGUGGACGCAGUAUCAUGGGACGUUUAGCGGCAACACAUGUCCAUGCAGUAGAGGACCAAGAAGCUUUACGAGACCUACUUCCUCAGCAUGGUCUCGUCGCCUUUGUGCCGAAUGGGGCUCUGCUGCCCCGAGCAAGUGGUGCGUCGGACCAGCCACUGCAAGGCUGCGUACCGUUUGCAAGCCCGCCCUCUUUGCAAGUCACGCUGCCUCUGCCACACAAGGGCUCGAUCUCUGGAAUGGGACUGCGUCAAGGUCAGUUGUGUGUGUGUGUGGGUGGUGGCUUUCAUGGCAAGUCGACUUUCCUAGCCGCCCUAGCGCUGGGCGCCUACAAUCAUGUACCAGGUGAUGGACGUGAGUUCGUGUGCACAACAGAGCAAGUGGUCUCGAUUCGCUCCGAGGAUGGGCGCUCCAUUCAGCAUGUGGACAUUUCGCCCUUCAUCAAGAAUCUGCCUAAUAAAGGCAACACGACGUCAUUUUGUACAACCAAUGCAUCAGGAAGUACCUCGUGUGCUGCAUCUCUCAUGGAAGCACUUGAGAUUGAUGCAGAGCUCCUCAUCUUGGACGAAGACACUGUGGCCUCCAACUUUUUGGUGCGUGAUCGCACUAUGCAGGCGCUCGUGCCCAAUGAACCAAUUACUCCGCUUGUGGCGCAAGUGCGCUCUUUGGUGGACACCACGGGUGUUGCGUUAGUGCUAGUUUGUGGCUCGUCCAGUGCGUUUUUGCCAAAUGCGGAUACGGUGCUGCAAAUGGACUGCUAUGAGAUGAAGGACGUGACGCAAAAAGCGCAACAAUUGUGCAAGACCCUUUCAAAGGAGCAGUGGCCCGUUACUAUGACAUCGUUCCGUGCUCCCGCUCCACGGGAGCUGCAGCUACCGUUACCAGGCGGCAAGACCGCAACGCGCCAUCGGAGUGUGAUUCAUAUCGGCGAUGACGCACUGAAUCUGUAUGCAGUGCCACAGCUGGUGCAUGCCAGUCAAACGAGAGCGAUUGAGACGCUUCUCCGACGCUGGGCAGGUGCAGUGCCGCACAGUGUCAGAUUAAAGGCAUUAAUUGAUUCAGUGUCCGGUGAGUGGGACCGGCAAGGCAUGUACUACUUGCAAGAUAAGCAUCUCGACGGCUUCCUUGCGCGCCCUCGCAAGAUCGACUUGGCACAGGCUCUGAACCGAAUGAGACACGUCUCAUGGCGCACAAUAUAA